This is a messenger RNA of Oryctolagus cuniculus (rabbit), 6958 nucleotides long. The record is from RefSeq and is a predicted model, not a curated record. NCBI's taxonomy places the organism in Eukaryota, Metazoa, Chordata, Mammalia, Lagomorpha, Leporidae.
CCCAUGUGGGUGGCAGGGACCCACGUGGUGGAGCCUCUCCUGGUCUGCAUGAGCAGGAAGCUGGAGUCGGGAGCUGGAGCUGGGAUUCAACCCAGGCCCUCCGAUGUGGGAUGGGGCUGUCUUAACUGCCAGGCUCAAUGACUCUUCCAAGGGGCUGUCCUUUUCCCCAUCAGUGUUUCCUUCUUCUGGCCUUCAACUUGGAAUGAUGAGUAGAAUUUAGAAUCUGGUUUGGGCCCUGUGGUGAUUCAGAAGAUGGAAGCUAGGGUGGGAGAAUGCUGGAUCCUUUGCAACCAUGGAAUGCCUACCUCUGGAGUUUUACAGGGCCAGUGGCUUGGGUAGUUCAGGGUGCCCUAACAAAACGCCCUGAACUAGAUAAUUUGUACUCCCCUUCUGAUCCAGCCUCCUGCCAACACACCUGGGAAGGCAGCAGGUGAUGGCCCAAGUACUUGGGCCUCUGCCACCCAGACCAGGAUGGAGUUCCUGGCUCCCAGAAGUGGCUGUUGUGGCCAUGAACCGGUGGGAAGUGAACCAGUGGAUGGAAGAGCUCUUUCUGCUGCUCUGCUAUUGAGCAGGGCUUUCCCAUGGGUUGUCCAGACUGCAUUUUAACGAUGUUGGGUAAGAGCUGAGCUACCUGCCUGUGUGGAACUUCCGCACCCUUGGAUCCACCUCUUCUGAUGGCAUUUUGACGGUGUUAAGGCCACGUGACCAGCCGCUCAUGAUGAAUGAGGAGAAGAGUCUUGGUGUGUCCCAGAAAUUGGUCUCACCCUCAAGAAGCACCAGCAGCUGCUCCUCCAAGCAGGGGAGCCGACAGGACAGCUGGGAAGUGGUGGAAGGCCUGAGGGGGGAGAUGACCUACACCCAGGAGCCGCCCAUCCAGAAAGGAUUUUUGCUGAAAAAGAGGAAAUGGCCCUUAAAAGGCUGGCACAAGAGGUUCUUCUAUCUGGACAAAGGAAUCUUGAAAUACGCCAAGAGCCAAACUGACGUGGAGAGGGAGAAGCUGCACGGCUGCAUUGAUGUGGGCCUGUCAGUGAUGUCUGUGAAGAAGUCGUCCAAAUGCAUCGACCUGGACACCGAGGAGCACAUCUACCACCUGAAGGUCAAGUCCGAGGACGUCUUCGAUGAGUGGGUGUCCAGGCUGCGGCACCACCGCAUGUACCGCCAGAACGAAAUCGCCAUGUUCCCCCGGGAAGUGAGCCACUUCCUCCCAUCGUCCACAGCGACAGACCCUCCUCCUGGCGUGUUUGAUCCUGUUUCCAGUAGGAAGCGCAGCAGUAUAUCGAGGCAGAGCUCAUUUCAAAUCGGAAGCAACUUAUCAUUUUCUUGUGGUGAGACGCGGCUUCCCCUCUGGUUGCAGUCUUCCGAGGACAUGGAGAAAUGCUCAAAAGACCUGGCACACUGCCAUGCUUCUCUGGUGGAGAUGAGUCAGUUGCUACAAAGCAUGGAUGUCCUGCAUCGGACCUACUCGGCGCCAGCCAUCAAUGCCAUCCAGGGUGGCGCUUUUGAAAGUCCCAAAAAGGAAAAGAGAUCGCACAGGAGGUGGCGGUCCCGAGCUCUUGGCAAAGAUGCUAAAGGAACGCUGCAGGUCCCUAAACCCUUUCCUGGCCCCGUAAGGCUGCAUUCCUCCAAUCCGAAUUUGUCAACGCUGGAUUUUGGAGAAGAGAAGAAUUAUUCUGAUGGCUCGGAAACCUCAUCAGAGUUUUCUAAGAUGCAAGAAGAUCUGUGUCAUAUUGCACAUAAAGUUUACUUCACUUUAAGGUCAGCUUUUAAUACCAUAUCAGCGGAGAGAGAGAAACUGAGGCAGCUGAUGGAGCAUGAUGCCUCGCCCUCCCCUUCCGCUCAGGUCCUCGGUCUGAAGCACGCCCUGUCAUCCGCCCUAGCACAAAACACAGAACUUAAAGAACGCUUACGCAGAAUCCAUGCCGAGUCUCUGCUCCUCGAGCCCCCCGCCGGUGCCACGUCCGGUGACAGCCUGGCAGAGGAGAACUCCGGAGACGAAAACCGCGCCCUGGUCCACCAGCUGUCCAACGAGAGCCGGCUCUCCAUCACCGACUCCCUGUCGGAGUUCUUUGACGCCCAGGAAGUCCUGUUGUCUCCAAGCUCUUCAGAAAAUGAGAUUUCGGAUGACGAUUCCUACGUCAGUGACAUAAGUGAUAAUCUUUCCUUGGACAAUCUCAGUAAUGAUUUAGAUAAUGAGAGGCAGACCUUGGAUCCCAUUCUCGACAAUGGUGCUGGGGCAGUGAAGUCCACGCGGAGAACCUGCCUGCCCGCGCCGUGCCCCAGCUCCAGCAACGUCAGCCUGUGGAACAUUCUGAGGAACAACAUAGGCAAGGACCUGUCCAAGGUGGCCAUGCCCGUGGAGCUGAACGAGCCCCUGAACACACUGCAGCGCCUGUGCGAGGAGCUGGAGUACAGCGAGCUCCUGGACAAGGCCGCGCGGCUUCCCAGCGCCCUGGAAAGGAUGGUGUACGUGGCUGCCUUUGCCGUGUCCGCGUACGCGUCCAGCUACUUCCGGGCCGGCAGCAAGCCCUUCAACCCGGUUCUCGGAGAAACCUACGAGUGCAUCCGUGAGGACAAGGGCUUCCAGUUUUUUUCAGAGCAGGUCAGCCACCAUCCACCUAUCUCUGCGUGUCACGCUGAGUCUGAGAAUUUUGUUUUCUGGCAAGACGUGAGAUGGAAAAACAAGUUCUGGGGCAAAUCCAUGGAAAUCGUUCCGAUUGGCACAACGCACGUGACUCUGCCCGCCUUUGGAGAUCACUUCGAGUGGAACAAAGUGACCUCCUGCAUCCACAACAUCCUGAGCGGCCAGAGGUGGAUCGAGCACUAUGGUGAGAUCGUCAUCAAGAACCUGAGCGACGCCUCCUGCCACUGCAAAGUGACCUUUAUUAAGGCCAAAUACUGGAGCACGAACGCCCAUGAGAUUGAAGGCACAGUGUUUGACCACAGCGGGAACGCGGUGCAUCGGCUGUUUGGGAAGUGGCACGAGAGCAUCUACGUCGGUGGCGGCUCCUCCUCCUCCACGUGCGUGUGGAGAGCAAAUCCCAUGCCAAAAGGCUACGAGCAGUACUACGGCUUCACACAGUUUGCACUGGAAUUGAAUGAGAUGGACCCAUUGUUGAGGCCUUUAUUACCACCCACUGACACUCGAUUCAGACCAGACCAGAGGUUCCUAGAAGAAGGGAACAUAGAGGAAGCUGAGUCGCAAAAGCAGAGGAUCGAGCAGCUCCAGAGAGAGCGGCGGCGGGCGCUGGAGGAGAGUCACGUGGAGCACCAGCCUCGGUUUUUCAGGAAAUCCAGUGACGACUCCUGGGUAAGCAACGGCACCUAUUUGGAACUGAGAAAAGAUCUUGGCUUUUCCAAACUGGACCAUCCCGUCUUGUGGUGACAAAGGGCAGAAGAAGGAGGUGUGCUUCUCUUGUGUUUGCUUCCAGAAGCAGCACACAGCCGUCUACAUAUCUAAAAGAUAUUAUCCAGAAUGGCCACUCGUGCUUAGCUUAGCAUUGUAUUUAAGUACAUACUUCUUCAGUGGGUUUCUUUGUAAUUUUAAAUGUUAUCAUGGUUUGUUGAUAUGAAUGUAGGACACCUUGACAUUUCUUUUUUAUAUACAAACUAUUUAAUAAAAAUGAAAGAUUGAAUGUUACUGUGUGGGUUACAAAGAAGCUUUAACACUAAUCUUCCAAAGGAUAGGGAAAAUUCAAAUUAAAUUGAUGCCUUAUAAGAUUAUGUUGGAGGGGAAAGAAAGUCAACUUCUCCCAGGUGCAUUAAGAACUAAGAAUACCAGGAUGUGCACCCAUGCCUAAGCUGCCCGCGUGUAAUUUGGUAGCUGAGAUACCUGUUUGCUUCAGCUGGCUCUUGGAUUGCACAGAACAGUUCUAAUGGUUCUGGAGUCUGGAGAAGAUGUCAAUGGUUGGGGGAAGGCAUGAACCUAGUGGAGUGUACCUUUUUCUAUAGGGUAGACACAGUACCUUCUCCAAGGGGAAGCAUUUGAACGUGUUCUUCACAAUAGUUCUGCCGCCUUGUGUAUAGAGCUGUGCCCUCCUGCUCAGCGCGAUUGUCGUUAACCAGAGAAAUCUCUGUGCAUUCAGUGUCGUAACGACGUCCCAGGGAGGCAGGAGGAAGUUCCUCCUAAGAGCUGAAUUUCUGAUAAACUUUCCUGCUUCCCUGCACUCCCUAGCUUUCUGCCCCCUCCUGGUUGGCUGUAUCCAUCUCUGCAGAGGAUAGAAUGUCCCAGUUUAGGAUAAAACACACCACACAUUCCAACACAGCAGUUUGACUUUCAAAAAGUUUAGCAAAAUAACUAGCUGUUCUGAACAACCCACCAUGUUUUUCUGAAAUACUGUUUGGAUAUUUUCUACCUCUUAAUAAACACUGUAUUUUAGAUCUUGUAUAAAAAGUUUGACCAUCUGCCUUAUAGACAAAUGUCGAGACUUGAUGAUAUCUGUGUUGUAUUCUGAUAAAACUGUGUCUUAUCCCUUUCCUAUACUUCUUAUUCUUAUACUCUUUUGUGAGCUUUGCAGCGGUCUCAAAUAACACAGAUUAUAACUACUACAAGGGGAAACUUUAAAUGAUAAUAAUAUGAAUUGUGCAGUAGCUGAAUUGUGUUAUCACAGCAGUUCCAACUACUGCCCAGAUGACAUUAAAACCAAAGUCUACUUGUUAAGCCUUUAAUUCCCACGACAAUCCUAUGGAAUAUCACGUGUGUGGCAAAGUGAUUUCUCCAGGAAACAUUUUUAUGCGUGGCAAAGAAUUUCAGAACAGGCAGAAUGGAUGGACGAGGAAUAAACAAACACCAAGGCAAGGAUGCAUGUCCAGCGUCACACCAAAUGAUGAGUUGAGCCGCGUUGCAUUUUCAAAAUGGAGAGUUGUUUCUGGUGGAUCAGGAGCGUGUUGGCAUCUGCAAGUGACUGGCAUUUUAAGACAACUCAUUAAAUAUUGGAUUCGCUUAUUCUAUUUUAUGGCGACAUCAAGAGGAACACAGUAUGCAUAUCAUUUCCAUCUCUAAGCAGCAAGAUGACACACUCUUCGGGAUGUGCUUUGUUCUUUGCUUCUCAAGCAUUGAUCCAAAUUCUGCUCACAGAUCAGAGGAAGCGAGCUGUGGAUUUAAGGGUACUCCAGGGGAAGACAAAUCUGGUUUCCCAAUGUGAGGGGAAGUGUAGAAUUUUAGUAAUAUUGGCCGUUAAAUAGGCCUGCUUCAGCGGCUGGCUCAAAAGAGAAAACCAUGACGAUAUAUAACCAAAACACACCGCCCGAAUGGAAGCUUCAUCACGCAGUAUUUGGAAACUCCUUAAUUGUCCUGAGGCUGUUAUUUCAAUUGAUCGUGUUUUUUUUUUACUUUGGAAUCACAAGGAUGACGGGACCAAAGGCCACCUUUGUAUGUCACCUUCUUUGAGAUGGGGCUGAAGGGCAUUAAAAGAGGAUGUAGAACUACAUGAAUUUAAGCCUACCAUUCAACCCCGGGGCUUUUCUGAAGGUAAACAGCAUGGUGAUACUUCCUGAUAUUUGAAUUUUAAAUCUGCACUGAAGGGGAAAUGGCUUCCUUUUCCUUGAGUCCCUUUUCUCACUCAAAAGCACUUUUCUACCAAAUGUGUGCUCCCAGGGUGUUAGAUCAUUUUCAAAUGAAAAAAGCAGAAACAUGGCAUUGUUUGGGAAGACUUGAGGUAGAAUUUAAUUUUCUGGACUUUGAACCUACGAAGUAAGCAAUGCCAAUCACCACUGCAUCCGAGAUACGUGUCUGAACCUAGAUUUGAUUCCUGCUAAUCUCAUCCCAAAUGAAUGGUGAAUUUCACAGAUACUCCUGGAAAUGGGACUUGGUGCAGGCCACCAAGCUGCUGCAUUUCUCCCGGACUGACUGCGCCCAAAUGCAGGGAGUGUGAUGGGCUUGAGCCCACAGGCUCCAGUGCAGCCGGGAGCAGACCAGCGCCCUCCCAGGCCCCGAAGCACCUGCUGCUUUCCAGGUCCGAGAUAACACUGAGAGUCCCGUGCUGCUUCUCCAUGCACCUGCGCUCCCGGAAGCCAGGCUGACUCUGGGACUAGCUAAACAGGUGGGAGUCCGCUUCAGGACAGCAGACCAGAUACCUUCCAAGUAUCCCCAGGGCCCCAAGAGCCCCCCACCCCACUCUUCACUGACUCCUGGGGGACUCCCUGGGGGAGAAAGCCACAAACUGGAUUUUUUCAAAUAUUUACUUCCUCUGGCUGCUGCUUUUCUCCUGUUCUCCUUUUCUUGACUUCCAACCAAUCUUUUGCUUGGGCUUCAAGCACUGUUCUUCAUCUGUAUUUUCCAGAUUCAUGACUAUCUUGUUCUGUUCAAAACAACAAGCCUAAAAGAAAAAUAAUAAUGAUGUUUUCAUUUGGCUAUUGGAUCUUGAUGUAGGCCUACUAUGUGUCCAGCAAGUUGUGUUGUGCCUUCUGGUUAUUGUAGAAUUUCUGCAGACCUGUAGGUUAAGAGUUGGAGCAAUAAGUUAUUCUUAGGAUCUUAGGAAUGAUAGUUCCAGUGUAUGGGCAUAAUUUAUUUGAAGGUCUUUAAUUUUGAUAUUAACCACGCAUAAAUCUAUUUUUGCUACCAAAUGAUAGCUAUUUUCAUGUGCUCUAUUUUCCUUGGCAUUGUAUUAAUCUGGUACUCAGUGUUAGCCUUUGUUUUUCUGUGUUGGAAAUGUGUAGCACAUAAGUAUCUGCGAAUCACGACCAUCUAAAAUGCAAACCAUUUCUGAAGACUUUGGUUCGGGGGCGUGCAAUGAUCAGAAGUGGCUGUUUUACUUGUGGCAGUUUUACCUUCUCCUCUGCCUCUUGGGGGAAGCUUCUUGUUUUCAUGGAUCUUUGUAUGUGUUCCAUGGCACCAUUUGUACAGUUAUGUUCUGUUUAAAUCCCAUCCUUCUACCCAUGCCCCUCCAGCUCCCCACAAGCUCUUGUUACUUGUGUCUUCCCCUCAUGUACUAGCUGAAUAAACAACAUUGGAAAAAGGCCA